Messenger RNA from Ceraceosorus guamensis, 713 nucleotides. RefSeq lists its product as hypothetical. The record is from RefSeq and is a predicted model, not a curated record. The transcript is spliced from 2 exons. NCBI's taxonomy places the organism in Eukaryota, Fungi, Basidiomycota, Exobasidiomycetes, Ceraceosorales, Ceraceosoraceae. Bases 230 to 631 code for a protein of 133 amino acids.
CCUUGGUGGAGCAGCUUGCUGUGUCAGAUCCAAUUCCAGAGGGGUACUGGCCCCGCAGCCGGGCGACGUACGGGCAACCACUUCUAAAUGCAGACCGCCUGCUGGUCGUAGCAAGAGGACAGCAGUGCCACAAAUGUGAGUAUUUUAGUGGCCUUUCGUACGAUGAAAGUUUAGAGCACACUCUUGUUCGGUCUCUGGCUGAGCUCAAAUACGGGCUACAAAGGUGGAGAUGCCUCGAAACCGUGUAGUCGUUGCUGGUCGUCGUACGGACUCAAGUACCCUGAGCAAGUGGUGCGGGUUCUUCUCAAUCCUCGCACUGCAUCUGAGCUCGAGCUGCAAAGAGGCCUGCCAGAUUGGCGGUCUGGCUCUUCGCGAGCUUUGUCAUUCUACUCGAACCCCGUCUUGCCGGUCCUACGAGGAUCUGCGGCCCAACCGAGCGCUUACGCGGCCCCUUCCCCGUCGCCGGCUUCUGCUCCUCAACCAAGACCAAGACCUCAGCCGCCGAGAACAAAUCGUACGGAAGAAGCCAGAUUGGCUGAAGCCGAAGGAGAUGGCGAUGGCGAAGCACCGCCUGCUUACGAUGAAGUUGCCAGAGUCCGUCCAGAUAUGCGAUUGCCUCCGCAGCGCUUAGGAUCCGAGAGUGGCACGGGUACACUCCAACCAGGUGGCGUUUCAACAAGUAAUGCAAGCGCAUUCUCGCCUCCGCCUUCUUC